UUCGAGCAGGUUGGGGACCGCGGGCUUUGGUAGUGCGCUGGAAGUAGUUCCGGAGCCGGAGGGGCGGAGGAGGCGCGCGCUAUAAAAGGCGGGCGGGCGGGCGCGGCGGCCAUUCGCGGGUCCGGAGCGACGGGAGUUGGUGGUGUUGGCGGCUGGCGCUUGUGUGAGCAUGCAGAUCUUCGUGAAAACCCUGACUGGCAAAACCAUCACCCUUGAGGUUGAGCCCAGUGACACCAUUGAGAAUGUCAAGGCCAAGAUUCAGGAUAAAGAAGGGAUCCCACCUGAUCAGCAACGUUUGAUCUUUGCUGGUAAGCAGUUGGAAGAAGGGCGCACUCUCUCUGACUACAAUAUUCAGAAGGAAUCAACCCUGCACCUGGUGCUGCGUCUCAGGGGUGGCAUGCAGAUCUUCGUGAAGACCCUGACUGGCAAGACCAUCACCCUUGAGGUUGAGCCCAGUGACACCAUUGAGAAUGUCAAGGCCAAGAUUCAGGAUAAAGAAGGGAUCCCACCUGAUCAGCAACGUUUGAUCUUCGCAGGCAAGCAGUUGGAAGAUGGCCGUACCCUUUCUGACUACAAUAUCCAGAAAGAAUCAACCCUGCACUUGGUGCUGCGACUGAGGGGUGGCAUGCAGAUCUUUGUGAAAACCCUGACUGGCAAGACCAUCACCCUUGAAGUGGAGCCAAGUGACACCAUUGAGAAUGUCAAGGCCAAGAUUCAGGAUAAAGAAGGAAUCCCACCUGAUCAACAACGUUUGAUCUUCGCAGGCAAGCAGUUGGAAGAUGGCCGUACCCUUUCUGACUACAAUAUCCAGAAAGAAUCAACCCUGCACUUAGUGCUGCGGUUAAGGGGGGGCAUGCAGAUCUUUGUGAAGACCCUGACUGGCAAGACCAUCACCCUUGAAGUGGAGCCAAGUGACACCAUUGAGAAUGUCAAGGCCAAGAUUCAGGAUAAGGAAGGAAUCCCACCUGACCAACAGCGUUUGAUCUUCGCAGGAAAACAGUUGGAAGAUGGCCGUACCCUGUCAGACUACAACAUCCAGAAAGAAUCUACUCUGCACUUGGUUCUUCGUCUGAGGGGUGGUAUGCAGAUCUUCGUGAAGACCCUGACUGGCAAGACCAUCACCCUUGAAGUGGAGCCCAGUGACACCAUUGAGAAUGUCAAAGCCAAGAUACAGGAUAAGGAAGGAAUCCCACCUGAUCAGCAACGUUUAAUCUUCGCAGGAAAACAAUUGGAAGAUGGCCGUACCCUGUCAGACUACAACAUCCAGAAAGAAUCAACCCUGCACUUGGUUCUUCGCCUGAGGGGGGGCAAUUGUUAAACUUAUUGGUCUUCUCUUUUUGUGGGCUGUAUUCUUGCCUCUAGCUUAAAAUGUUGAUUAGUGUCUUCCCAUGUCAUUCAAAAUAAAAUUGUUGCAAGCUUA
Messenger RNA from Pristis pectinata (smalltooth sawfish), 1420 nucleotides. It is a transcript of the gene ubc, whose product is annotated as ubiquitin C. Gene Ontology annotation, molecular function: ubiquitin protein ligase binding; protein tag activity. Gene Ontology annotation, biological process: modification-dependent protein catabolic process; protein ubiquitination. Gene Ontology annotation, cellular component: cytoplasm; nucleus. The transcript has 2 exons. NCBI's taxonomy places the organism in Eukaryota, Metazoa, Chordata, Chondrichthyes, Rhinopristiformes, Pristidae. The record is from RefSeq and is a predicted model, not a curated record. Bases 170 to 1318 code for a protein of 382 amino acids.